Sinocyclocheilus grahami is the source of this 1203-nucleotide messenger RNA. Its product is annotated as beta-2-microglobulin-like. Gene Ontology annotation, biological process: immune response. The transcript is spliced from 3 exons. Gene Ontology annotation, cellular component: MHC class I protein complex. The record is from RefSeq and is a predicted model, not a curated record. NCBI's taxonomy places the organism in Eukaryota, Metazoa, Chordata, Actinopteri, Cypriniformes, Cyprinidae. The coding region runs from base 80 to 427 and encodes 115 amino acids.
UCUUCCGUACUGCAGCGUUUUGCGUUCAGACAGAGAGUAUAGCAGAGUAACAGAGAUCAGCGACUUUAGGGUGAACAUCAUGUUUAAACUCGCUGUAGUCGCUCUUGUGCUUCUCAGCGCCAGCUGUUUCGCCAAACAAUCUGACCCAAAAGUGCAGGUGUACAGCCGCAACCCUGGAGAGUAUGGGAAGAAAAACGUGCUGAUCUGCUACGUCAGUGGCUUUCACCCCCCUGACAUCACCAUUGAGCUCCUGAAGAACGGGCAGGAGAUCCCGCACAGCCACCAGACCGACCUGGCCUUCGAGCAGGGCUGGCAGUUCCACCUGACCAAGCAUGCUGAUUUCACCCCUCAGGCUGGAGAGGAGUACAGCUGCAGAGUCCGACACAUGAGCAACACAAAGACCUACACAUGGGAAGCUGACAUGUGAACAACGGUUCGUUCUCUCCAGCUACUCUCCAGAACUUCAAACCUUUGCUUUGAUUUCAUCAUGUAAUUUAGGGGUGUCCCGUCCUGCAGAGUUCAGCUCCAACACGCUGCCUGGAAGUUCCUGGGAACCCCGAAGACCUCGAUUAGCUGGUUCAGGUGUGUUUAAUUGGACAGUUAGCAGACCAGCGUCCUGCAGCGUUUAACUCCAGCACUAAUGAAACACUCCUGAACCAGGACUGGACACCUCUGCUUUAGGAUAUGCUGACUGUGUUGUUUAGACGGCAAUAUGUUUUCUUGUACAGGAUGAAGAGAAGCUUCUAACUUUGUAUGUAUUUGAGUUUCUGCGUCAGGGUGACUGAUGGAGAAUAUUCACUAUCUGCCUGCAGAAUAUAUCAGCGCAUUUCUAAAAGCUUGGGUGUGGGGUUUCUUGCCUUGGUUUAGACAACUUCAGCACUUUGACAUAUUAAUGUCUUUGCAUAUUACUUAGUAAUGUUGUUUUAUGUGCAUAUUACAUAUCAGUGUGUUUAAAAUGAGUUUGAAGAUUCAGGAGAGGUGUCUUUUCGAUUUAAGGGGCAUGAUUUUAGCAUAUUUGUAGUGUUUACUAGCCUAUAGCUUCCAGCAGACAAUGCUUUUGGAAAGAUUUAAUGUCCCCGUAAAUAAACCAGAGGUUCUCUGUAAAAAUCAGCGACAAAAUAUCACAAAUUUGUAUGAACAUCACUGACUCUAUAAUUCAUAAUGUGUUGUGAUUCAGUUCAAUAAAACAUUUUCCCUUAGUAA